AUGCACCGGAAAAAGAAGGCCGCUGCAGAAGCGGUUGGAGAGGCAGCCGGCGUCUGCCGUCACAACGAGUCCCAGCGCUGGUUGGACAUGCGCGUCGGCUCGCCCGAGGACUGCUGUCGCGACCCUCCCGUCGUGACGCAGCCUCCGACGAGCUCUGCAACCGAGGAGGGUGCGCCUCCCCUCACUGCUGGCCUGGCUGCGCACCGCCCCACAAAGCACCCCCUCGAGCAUCUCUACAAGUACAAGUACAAGGGCGACCUUCUCCAAGUCGUCAACACGCCCGGCGGCUCCGACAAGACUUUAGCCUUGGCCACCCUCCUUGCGGAGCAGGAGGAGAUCCGCUCUCGGUCGGCAACGUGGCAGCUAGCCGCCGCUCUCCUCCGCGCGCUCGCUCAGGACGACGUCUCCUCUGUGUCCAAGCUCCUGUCAACUCCCGUCUCUUAUCCGCCCGCGACUCUCGUUUCGGCGAGUGGCCGAGCCGCAAGGGGUUGGAACUGGUUGCACGUGGCGGCUGCCCACGGUGCGCCGGCCACGCUUCAGUGGCUGAUCUCCUCCGGAGCGCCCGGGGUCGGGGCUGUCCAUCAGCGCGCUGGCGACGGUCGCACUCCGCUGCUCAUCGCGGCGGAGCACAGCCACGCCGAAGGCAGUGACUGCGAGGCGCUGGCGGCGCUGCUGCGUUGCGGCGCCGCCGCAGACGUCGCUCGCAAGCCGGACGGUGCGACGGCGGCGCAUCUGUGCUCAGCGCGCGGCUGCUCGCGGCAGCUGCUCGAGUGUCGCGCCAGCGUGAGCGAGCGCGACGGGGCGGGAGGGACGCCGAUGCGGUACGCCUGUCGCUCCGGCUCGCGCCGGGUGGUCAGCACCCUCCUCUCCUACGGCGCCGACCCGCGCUGCUUCGCGGCGGCCGUCGCAGCGGCUCUGCGCGCCGUCUCCGCAGAGGCUGCGACCCGCAGCGGCGCUUCCGCGCUCGGGGCGCCAGCGACGCUUGCGUCGGCACGGCGGUACGCGCGGCUGCUCGCUUGCCUGGCGCUGGGCGGCGCGCCGGUGCGAGCUGCCGACCUCGAGGCGCUGCGCCUUGGGAUGCGCGAGGCGGAGCUGCUCUGGGCGGGAGCAGAGCCGCUGCGGCCGAGCGCGGGCGGCGGCGGCCAAGCGGUGCCAUCGCUGUGGGCCCUCGCGCAGCGCGCGUCUGCGAACGGUCUCUCGGCCGAGACAGUGCUCCCAGCGCUGCGCAUGGCCGCCUGCCUCGGCGCGCGCCAGCUGCAGUACGAGUGCGAGCGGUUAGUCGUGCAGAACGCGGCCGCGCUGGGUGUCGACCGAAGCCUCCUCGUGGCGCUCCUCACCAACGCGCUCGGCCGUCACGCGGCAGUGGCGGCGGCGGUCGCCGCCUCGGGAGAGCCCAGGAGCGGCGGCUUGAGCAGUCAGUGGCGGGCCGUGGCGGCGGGCGCAGAGCAGGACCUCUUCACUCUGGCGCCGAGCAGCGACGAUGAGUCGGCUUCCAGCAGCGGCGCGAGCGGAGGGGAGGGGAGUGAGGCUGGGGACGAGGCCGGGGAGGCCAGCACCCUGGUCGGCAGCAGCGCCGCGAGCGUGACGUCUCAAGCCUAUUUUGCUGUCCGCGAGCCGCCCCCACCGGGCGCCGUCCCGCCGCCUCCGGCGCGAUGGCGCGGAGCGCCGGACACUAACCACCCAUCGCAAAUUUAA
Molecule: messenger RNA, 1695 nt
Organism: Emiliania huxleyi CCMP1516
Lineage: Eukaryota; Haptophyta; Isochrysidales; Noelaerhabdaceae
Exons: 3
Coding region: 1-1695 (564 amino acids)
Biological process (GO): neuronal action potential; negative regulation of delayed rectifier potassium channel activity
Cellular component (GO): membrane; axon initial segment; synapse
Molecular function (GO): transmembrane transporter binding
Source: RefSeq, a predicted model, not a curated record